AUGCCGGAUUACGAUGACGAUGUGACCGUCGUUGAUGUGUACGAUUUAGCUUCGGACAUUGGAAAGGAAUGUGAAAUAAUUAUCGAGAAGUACGGCCCUGAGGCUGUGACUGCACUGCUACCGAAGGUGAUUAAUGCUCUAGAACUGCUCGAGAACUUGGCAGUUCGCAAUGAGAAGGAGAACCAAGCGUUUCAUGAAUUGACAGCGAAGAUAUCCCAGUUAGAGAACGAUAAGAUUGAGAAGGCAGAAUACAGGCAAAGAUUCGAAAAGGAAAUAGAAGCAAUUGAAGAACAAUGGCGAACAGAAUCAGCCGAGUUGGUUACAGCAGUGGGAAGACUACAAGAAGAAAACAAGAGACUGAGGAGAACUGUCAACUCGCCUGGGGACGGUGAGUUUCGAUGUACAAGUGCGCCACCGUCGCCUGCGCGUGAGCACGACCAAGAGGUGCUAUCCCGACUGAGCAGUACUGCCGAGAAACAGAGGGCGACGCUACGCCACCAAGAGCUGCAACUGCAAGAGAAGCAGCAACUUAUUGAAAGUUUGACGAAUCAAGUAGAGAAAUUGGCGCAGGUCAGCCGAGAUCUUCGACGGAAGCAUAAGCAGCUACAAAAUCAAAUGCGCUUAGUAUGUGAGGAGAGAACGGAAUUGUCGGCCAUAGUCCAGUCCCAACAGAGAGAUAUAUCCGCACUACAGCAAUCAGACGCACAGAACAAGAAGUGUGCAUCAUGUGGCGUGUCGUUCCCGGAGGGCACGGACGACGAAGACCAAUCUUCGAAACCCACUUUCAGCGUGCGAGAGCUGCGCGCGAUUCUACAAGAACGGAACGACCUCAAGCUCAAGCUGAACAGGGCGGAGGAGCAACUGCAGGCGUUGCAGGCGGAGCCGCAACCGGAUAGCAGCAGCUCGGAUACAUCGCCAUCGCUCAGCAGUACAGUCGUAGAGGAGGAAGAAGCCCCAGUUCAAGGCCCAUUACCGGCGGAGCCGGAUGACGCACCCUGGAAACGAAACAGCGGCAUCAGGAAGUUUUUUCGCAAGCUCUUUGCUGAGUCUGAUAUCGCCGUGGGCCCGUUCCCCCGCCGGGCGCGCUCGCUUGGCGGCAAGCUAUCCGCGGCCCCCGGUGCCGCCUCCGCCCCCGCCCGCGAGGUAGACACGUGGCUGGGGAAAUUCGAAGAGAAAGAGGACGAAAUAGAAGAAGUAGACUUUAGAUUUAGCCACGAUAUCCCUCUACAGAGAUCCAUAUCGUUGGACCGCGGUUUAGAUAUAGUCAAUUACUUACAAGCGUUAGGCUCCGAUUGGUCGGAAAGCGAGAGUUCUACUACAUCGAUGUGGUCGCUGGCGUCCGCUGGACGGUCUGACUUGCGACUUGAACAAUAUAGGAGUUUCGAGGACAUACCGGCACCCCCCAAGACCAGAAACAGGCAUGUAUCUUUGGAUGUUACGAAUUCGCCUCUCGGAAAUAAUCUAGCUCUAUCCGUAUUGCGGGAGAGCUACAAGGGCGUGGACGUAGAGAAGAACAGUGGCAAUGUUUCGCCACAAGUUAAGAAGUUACAAAAGACCUUCUCGUUCAAGAACUUUGAGGACUACAAAGAUUCCGCUAAAAACUCAGUGGAAAAUUUGGAGGAGAACAACGAGGGUGUAGGAUUGAGGAUGUCCUCAUGCAGUGCUAGAAGUGCAGACGUAGAGAUUGAAAGCAGAAAUGUCCGCCAGAGACGACUCGGCGUCACCACCAAUGUAUGGCAACAGAAGUCGAGCAGCGAUUUAAGGAGACUGGUUUUGAUUCAGCAGAAUUUGUCGCACGUUAGAAGUUGUGAUGAUAUAUUUGAGAAGAAUAAAAAGAAACCACCUCGAUGCAGCUCGUCGGAGAUGUUAGGUGCGCAAGAGUUUGUACCGUUGAAGGUUAGUUACGAGAAUGCGAGUGACAUAUCAAACGAACGAAAAUUGAAGGUUAGCUUCUCUUCAUUAACGCGUAGAUUUUCGAAAAUUAAAGACCUGAAGACAUUGGAUACCGAAACACCGAUCUUUAAUUUCAACGUUGUAGAGAACUGCAACUGCCAAAUAUGUUGUGAACGCGACAUUAGGAAGCCCUUUUUGGGGACUAGCAUUAACAAGUUGUUCGUUAAAGUUGUAUAUUACAUGGAAUGCGCUAGGCAAUUCACUUUCUGGGAUGAGAAUAAUAAUUUAACUGAGAACGAGAUGUGUACAUGUAUCAUGCAUCUUUUGAGAUUGCUCUUCGGUCUAUGGUUAAGGCAUUUGGAUCACAGUCCAAGAGUAUAA
Molecule: messenger RNA, 2274 nt
Organism: Leptosia nina
Lineage: Eukaryota; Metazoa; Arthropoda; Insecta; Lepidoptera; Pieridae
Source: the annotation of a GenBank genome assembly